This is a messenger RNA of Closterium sp. NIES-65, 3339 nucleotides long. NCBI's taxonomy places the organism in Eukaryota, Viridiplantae, Streptophyta, Zygnematophyceae, Desmidiales, Closteriaceae. The record is from the annotation of a GenBank genome assembly.
AUGCUCGCAUGCGACGUGGUCGUAUCUUGCAACGGAGAAGCCACUAUCGUGUCCACUGGACUAAUCCGUCCCUUCGCGUCGCACAUCAAGGCCGUGGACGACCAAUUCAAGAGCGGCGCGCACCUGAUUAAGCUCGACCCGCGCGAAUGCCGCGAGUUUCUAGAUCGGCAGCGGCUAAAACAUCCGCUAGCAGCAGCAGCAGCGGAGGAGGACCAAGCAGAGGAGGACACGCUUCUCGGCUGGUUCAACCUGAAAACCGUUGAGAGGAUAAUAACAUUCGUGAAGUCACCCGGGCUGCUGGAGCACGCGGUGACGAUCGAGGCGGAGUUGCAGAGCCUAGACGACACCAUCCAUACCCCCGCCGCUGCCUCUGAGCCGUUUCAGGCGGAGCCGCUACUGGACGGCAGCGACGGCAGAGUGGAGGAGGCCCUGAGAGGGGCGACGCCGCUGAGAGACCGCCUCUCUGGCCGACGAGCGUCGUCUCGCUCGCCGUCUCCCGCCCGAAGCCUUGUCAGUGCUCACAUCCCCGCUCGUGCUCACGUCCCCCUUGUGCUCAAAUCCGCUCGUGCUCAAAUCCGCUCGUGCUCACAUCCGCUCGUGCUCACAUCCGCUCGUGCUCACAUCCGUUCGUGCUCACAUCCGCUCGUCCUCACAUCCGCUCGUGCUCACAUCCGCUCGUCCUCACAUCCGCUCGUGCUCACAUCCCGCUCGUGCUCACAUCCCGCUCGUGCUCACAUCCCGCUCGUGCUCACGUCCCCGCUCGUGUUGACGGUCGUUCCCAGCGGAUUCAAGACGGAUGCGUCCAGCGAUAGCGGCGAGCGCGAGAGUCACCUGCGCCGCGCCAAGGACGUGCGCACGGCCAUGCUCAAGCGCGAGCAAGGAGUGGCAAUCGCGCGCGCAGCGGCGGCGGGAUUCUCCCCCGACGUGGUGCCGCUGCUGCUCUGUUUCGCGGAUUGCUUCGGAGCCGUCCGAUUGAAGCACGCGUGCGUGAAGUUCUCCUCCCUCGUCCGCCGCCAAGACUCUGCCUACGCGGAAAGCCUCACGCGCGCGCAACUCGCGCAGGCCGCCGCGCAGCCCGGCGGCGGCGCAAGCGCAGGCGCGGGCAGGGGCGCGGGCGCUGCACCGCCGGUGCAGCCACUGCCGCCGCAGCAGCAGGCGUUUGGACUGGCGGGGGGACGGGGCGGCGGAAUCUGGUUACCCGACGGCCACGUCACCGGUAACACGGUUACAGGGACUCCCGGGGGCUAUUACCCCUUAGUUCCGCUGUUUAACGGGGCUAUGCCCAGCGGUAUCCCCGGCGCUAUGGGCCCAGGGAUAUCUCCCUCUACCGGGACCCCUGUAACUUACGGCCUCGUCGGUCCCAAUGGGGAGAUUUACGCUGUUGCCGGGGGCAGCGGCGGCAUGGCCGGAAUGGGUGGCGGUAUAGGCGGCACAAUGGGUGGCGCAACUCUCGGCGGGACGGGGGCGGGUGGUUGGGGAAGUGCCCCUGGUUUUGCAGGGUAUAAUAGCCCGUUUUCCACGCCCGGGGGUUGGUCUGGGGAGGACCAAUCAGAAUGGAGCACGGACGAUACUAACGGAAGGGGCGGGUACGGAACUGGGCCGGCCGCGUAUCGCGGCGACUCGCCCGCGGCCGCUAGACGGCGCCGGCCGUUCAAGUCCAAGUCGGCUAGCCGGUUAAUGCCGUGGCAGCAGCGGCCGUGGAGCGCGGCGGGGUUCGCGGCGAGUAAUGCGGGGGCGUGGACAGAUUUGUCGGAUACGAGCAGUGCGGUGUUUGGUAGGGACGAUGUGACUGAACCGAGUGUGCUUUUUCCGGGGAGGAAUUUGGUAGAGGACAGCAGCGUCGCGAGCUCUGUCGCAGAGAACCAGCUCAGCUGCUCGGCGAGCCCGCUGCGACCAGCGAACAGCCGCGCGACGUCGCCCAGGUCGCGCGCGUCGUCGCCUAUGUCGCGCGCAACGUCGCAGGAUCUGAGGGAUUUUGUCCAAGGGCUGCAGAGGAGAGGCGCGAAGGGGGAACCGGGGGUCGGCGGAACCGGCGCGGGGAGGGAGGCGGCAAGCGGGUUGGACUUAGCCGCCGCUGCGAUGGGGAUGAAAUCGGACGGCGGAGCGUUGAUCAGGAGCGGGAGUGGCCACGGGAGGGCGUCGCAUAUCUCGCCUAUCAUCCGCUCUCAGUCCGCGUAUCAUCUCGAAAUGGAGAUUAUGGCCGGGUGGGGAGAGGCGGAAGACGAGGGGGAGGAAGACGUCAUGAAGGGGGAGGCGCUCCGCAACUCCCUGGAGGCUGGCGCGGGGACGGGCGGAAGGGGAGGUGGGGGGGCAGCUGCGGGGAGAGGUGCGGGGAGAGGAGGUGGGGGAGUGACGGAAGCGAGGAGGGCAGUGGGGGGGAGAGGUAACGGGGGUGUGGCGCCUGGGAACCGUGCUGAGGGGAUGGGGUUUGGCGGAAUGGGCGCUUUGGCGCGGAGCAGGAGCAUUGGGAGCGCGGGGAGAGGGGGAGGAGCCGGCAGGGGGCGUGGCGGUGGGGGAGUGGGAGGCGGAGGGGGAACGGGGGCGAUGAGUGUGCAGGAGAGGGCGAUGAUGGUGAUGGAGAGGAAGCAACAGGAGGCUGCCAAACGCAGGGAGGAGGAGAAGCGUCGGCAGGAGGAAGCAAGGCAGCAGCGGCUCCACCGCAGCUCCUCCCUCGUGCGCUCCUCCUCCUCCUCUGCCUCGCUCUCCGAGCGUCGCCGGUCCCUCUCCUCCGCCUCCCACCCAGCCAGUGCUUCCGCUUCUGGUGCUGAGGUUGCAACUUCAGCCAGGGCUGCACGUGCGGCUGCUGCUCCAACCAGCACUUUCGCCACCCAAAAGAAGCAGCAGCUACCCUCCCCACGCUCCACUGCCUAUCGUCGCCCCCUCUCUGCUCCUCGCACCUCCAGGCCUAGUUCUGCUGGUGGUGGUGCUGCUUCUCGCACGCUCUCCUCUUCCUCCUCUCUCACGGCUCCUACUGCUGCUUCUGCAGCCAAAGCAGCAGCUGCGAGUGCAGGUUCCCCUGCUACCACCUCUGCUGCAGCCGCCUCUGCUGCAAUUGUGUCUCGUGCCCGUGCCCGCGCUCCGAGCCCCGAUCUCUACCGCACAGGCAAGCUCGGGCAGCAAAACGGGCAGCAGCGAAUCUCUCAGAACGUCCCAGGAAGCCGCUUGCAAGGCGCAGCUGCUGCGGGCAUAAGGGGCGGGGUUGGCUAUGAGGAGGACAGGCAGCGGGGGGAGGUGGUUCUGUGGGAGGCUGGAGCAGAGGAGCUUGUUCUUCUGCCUGCUGGGAACGCCCUUGGGCCUGUGGUGCAGUAUGGAGGCAAGGGUGGGUGGGAAAGGAGCUGA